UUCUUACUCUCGAUGACAUCAAAUGAAAAAAUGAUACAAUACGCUCUAAAUCUCUAUUUACUUACUAGCCAUUGCUGAAAUGGUCCAUUCCAUAGAUUAAUUAUUAGAGGGCUUAAAUAUCUGGAUGCAUGACAUGUUACAGAUGCAAGCAAGUAAUCCUGCAGCAAUUGUGUGCUCUACUACGGCUGCAAUUGCAUCAUGUUUAGGCGUGGUUUCUAGGAUUACGGCUAACCUAACCAAUUAGAGGAGAUUCAUCUCAUAAACAUGAAACUAGUUGCUAAUUAAAUUCAAACAUUUGGAAGUCAACUUCGUCAUCCAUUCAUAAUCCCCCUUAACAACACACAAUCACAGAAAAUUAGUAUUCAAAACGAACAAAAAUGAAAAGAACAGCCGACAAAUACAAAACGCGUUUUUUCUUAAAGGACAAAACAGAAAGUUUACUUUGACUCAUCAUUCCUCUUCUUCUUCACCAUUAUCAUCAUCACAACUCCAAUCCUUUUUUUCAUUUUCAUUCUUCAUGAACUAAUUUGGUCGGCCACAAAAAUCAAGAAAUUUCAUUUUCAUGGAAUUCAAUCUCUUAAAUUGCACACCCCAUUAUCAACAUUUCUUCAAUUGUCACCUUCAUGGAAAUAUUAUCUGAUCAUAAGUUCAUAACAAAUAUCAUCAUAUUCAAUGAGAUUGUUAAGUUUUACUACUAGCGUUUUCUUUCUUGUUUUCUUGUUCUUAAGGGAAUUGAAUAGAAGCAAUAUCUGGGUUCAUGGGCAGUGUUUGAAUGAUCAGAAAUCUCUAUUGCUCCAACUAAACCAAAGCCUUGUUCGGUUUUCUAGUUUAUCUCCGUCUAUUACAUCGGUUCCGUCCAAGCGUGGUUCUUGGCUUUCAAAUACUGAUUGUUGUAAAUCUUGGGGUGGUGUUGGUUGUGAUGGAAGUGGUCAUGUUAUCAGUUUAAACCUCAGUGGUGAAUACAUUUCAGGCGGACUGAAUAGUACUAGUAGUUUGUUCAAGUUACAGCAUCUCGAGAGCUUGAAUUUGGCUUAUAACAGCUUCUUUUCGACAGUGAUUCCCUCUGGAUUCAGUAAGCUUGCUAACUUGACUUAUCUUAAUCUUUCAAAUUCGGGUUUCAGUGGGCAAAUUCCAAUUGAGCUUUCGCGGAUGACAAGGUUGGUAACACUUGAUCUUUCUACUUUUCUACCGGGUAGUACUUCAUUAACAUUAAAAAAUCCUGAUUUUGAUACAUUCAUUCAUAAUUUGAAAGAACUUAAAGUACUCUCGUUAGAUGGUGUAAACAUAUCAGAACACGGUGGCAAGUGGUGCAAAGCGGUGUCCAGUUCACUACAAAAAUUGCAAGUCUUGAGUCUGUCUAACUGUUACCUUUCAGGGCCUUUAGAUAGAUCUCUUUUACAGCUUCGGUCACUCAAUGAACUUCGACUCAGCAAUAAUAACAUCUCUGCCGAAGUCCCAGAAUUCUUAAGUGAAUUCCGCAACUUGACUUCCCUACAUUUUAGUUCCUGCGGGCUGUAUGGAAGAUUCCCGGAGAAAGUUCUUCAGUUACCAACACUUCGAAGUUUAUAUAUGUCAAACAAUAAGCUCCUUCAAGGUUCUUUACGGGAAUUUUCUGAGGAUGAAAUGCUGCGAGACUUGGUACUGUCAGAUACAAGUUUCACAGGGGAACUACCGCAUUCUAUUGGUAAUCUCACAUUCUUAUCCCGCUUAGAGCUUGAGAACUGUAGCUUUAAUGGUUCAAUUCCCGCUUCAAUUUCAAAACUUAGCCAACUUCAAUAUUUAGACCUUUCGAUGAACGGUUUUACUGGUUUGAUACCAUCAGGCGAUUGGUCUAAAAGUCUCAUAAAUAUAAACCUUUCGUAUAAUAAUUUAACAGGUCCAGUUCCUUCUGAAUGGAACAGACUUCAUAAACUAGUUAAUCUAAAUUUGAAGAACAAUUCUCUCAAUGGAACAAUCCCAAGUACUUUGUUUAGUCUUCCUUCACUGCAGAGGCUACAACUUACAAUGAAUCAGUUCAACGGUGGUCUUGAGGAGUUCUCCAACGGAUCCUCUUCUCCACUAGAGAUCCUUGAUAUGAGUAUUAAUAAACUGCAAGGACUUAUUCCAGUGUCAUUUUUCGAUCUCUCCAAACUGAAAAUUCUCACACUUUCUUCAAAUAACUUCAGUGGCAUCUUAAUUCUAGAAAAGUUUUUCCAGAAAUUCAAGAAUCUUUCAAAUCUUGAUCUUUCGAGUAACAGAUUGUCGAUCAACAUUACUGGUGACAACUUUACAUCGUUUCCUCAAGUUAGCACACUGAAGUUGCGUUCUUGUAACCUCAGCAUAUUCCCCUCUUUCUUGAGUAACCAGUCCAGGUUGACCUAUCUGGACCUUUCCGACAAUCAAAUGAAAGGGAAAAUACCAAACUGGAUUCAUAUGCUCGGCAAAGGAACUCUUACACAUUUGAAUCUUUCGUAUAAUUUCUUAGAGGAUCCUGAAAAAUCCUUACCUCCUAAUAGUUUUAGAUGGCUGGCUGUUCUCGUCCUUCGCUCGAACCGGCUUCAAGGGAAGAAUGUGAUUUUACCAUCAUCUGCCAGUGUCUUGGACUACUCAUUAAACAACUUCACCUCCAUGAUCCCAAAUAUCUCUUCUUACUUAUCAUUUGCUAUAUUCUUUUCUCUAGAAAACAAUAAACUGAAUGGAGAAAUCCCCAAAUCCAUAUGUGGAGCUGGUUAUCUUCAAGUUCUUGAUCUAUCUCAUAAUAACAUGAGUGGGGAAAUACCACCAUGUCUAGUAGGGUCCAUUCCAAGUCUCGGAGUUCUAAAUCUAAGAGGAAACCAUUUUAAUGGAAGUAUACCGGAGAUAUUUCCAAAUAAUUGUACACUGGAGACACUCGACCUCAACCGAAACCAUUUUGAAGGUCAGCUGCCAGGGUCUCUUGCCUAUUGUAAGAAGCUAGAGGUCUUAGACCUUGGGAAUAAUCAAUUAACCGGAGAUUUCCCUUCCUGGUUGGGGUCUAUGCCCAAUUUGCGUGUUCUUGUGUUACGGUCCAACAGAUUCCAUGGUCCCCUAGGAAAUGCGGCUGGUAUAAAGUUUCCAAAGCUGCAGAUUGUAGACAUCUCUUCCAACAAGUUUUCAGGUACUCUUUCCAGUGAAUGCUUCUUGAGUUGGACUGCGAUGAUGGUUAGUGAAGAAGAAGCACUAUCAAAUCACAAGCGCAAGAUCCUAGGAUUUAAGGUCUUACAACUUACCGGCUUGUACUACCAAGACGCGGUGAUGGUUACAAGCAAAGGACUGGACAUGGAGCUAGUGAAGAUUUUAACGGUUUUUACGUGCAUGGACUUGUCAAAUAAUGAAUUUCAAGGAGACAUACCGGAGACAAUUGGAAAGCUUACGUCACUCUAUGUUCUGAAUUUCUCAAGAAAUGCUCUUACAGGUUCAAUACCAUCAACUAUUGGUAAUCUUAAACAACUUGAGUCGUUAGACCUCUCGAGGAACAUGUUGACCGGAGAGAUCCCAUACCAAUUGGCUCAAUUGUCAUUCCUUUCGGUAUUGAAUCUCUCCUUCAACAGACUUGUGGGAAGGAUUCCAUCAGGCAAUCAAUUUCAAACUUUCCUUGCGAAUUCCUUUGAAGGAAACGAAGAAUUAUGUGGGAGUCCCUUGCCUGUCUGCAAAAAUACCACCGACAAGGCGCAAAAGUAUGUGCAUUUCAAGGGUGAUGUUGAUUGGCAAUUCAUAUUGACAGGGUUGGGUUUUGGUGCUGGCAUGGGAAUGAUUCUUGGACCAUUAUCAUUCUGGAAGACAGGAAGGCGGUGGUACAAUGAGCAGUUAAACAGAAUCCUUACAAGAAUUCUUCCAGAGAGACUGCAUCAUAAAUUUUGUGACGGCGAAAGAAUUGAUGCAGAGGAAACUAUUGAAGAGGAGCUUACAGACACGUCAGCAUUCUACUACUACGACGAUGAUGAGGAUGAAUACAACGACGGAGAGUUUAAUGGAUACUACUGUGUGUACUGUACAAAACUAGACGGGAGAAAAGUAAUACAUAAUCCCAGCUGCACAUGCCAUAAAUCACCACUAAACUCUUCUUAGUUUCUUUUGUAGACCCAAAUCAGGUCUUCUUUUUUGAUUCAUGUACAUAAACUAGAGAAACCCCAUUUGAGCAUGGAGUAAUUAGUAAAAUGAGACAUAUAACACAAUUGUAGUCUGUAACUAACUUCUGUUCAAACUUAGAAAUCAAAUGAUUCUGACUGCUUCACAUAUCA
Messenger RNA from Papaver somniferum (opium poppy), 4238 nucleotides. RefSeq names its product receptor-like protein 7. Gene Ontology annotation, molecular function: protein binding. The record is from RefSeq and is a predicted model, not a curated record. NCBI's taxonomy places the organism in Eukaryota, Viridiplantae, Streptophyta, Magnoliopsida, Ranunculales, Papaveraceae. Bases 673 to 4065 code for a protein of 1130 amino acids. The transcript has a single exon.